UUUUCUAAUGGAGAAGAUACAAUGCUUCAAUUAAGUUUAAUUUUUUUUGUCACAGCGCUAUGCAUAGUCAAAAUACCAAUAGCACCGUGUUAGAUGGAAACGGUAAAAUAAUGGCUGAAAAAUUACAGCAAGGGGUGGACAAUCCAGUUACAAUGCUAAACUCUGGUGAUUUUCGAGACUUCUCAGAUCUGGAGAAAGAGAAGGCAGUGCUGCAGCACACAAAGACCACUGGGGAUCUUGCGCAAAGGAUGGCAGACUCACAUGAGAACCUCCUCUCAAAGAGGAAGCUCAUCAUUGUGUUUCUUUCCAUGACUAUUGGCUUGUUUCUAGCGUUCGUUGACCAAACGGGAGUUACUGUGGCGUUGCCAUAUAUUGCGGACGACUUGCAUGCACACCAGACGAUAUCGUGGGCUGGUACAUCUUCGUUGAUCAGCACAACGGUGUUUGCCAUUCUGUUUGGCCGGUUCAGUGACAUCUUUUCAAGGAAGUAUACAUUGAUAGCAUCGAUGGUAGUGUUGGCUUUCUUUGACCUUGGCUGUGGGUUAUCACAGACACCAACACAGUUUUACAUUUGUCGGGCUUUCUGCGGUAUAGGCACCGGAGGGAUCACGUCGUUAACGACGGUCAUUGUUUCGGAUAUUGUCACGUUAGAACAGCGGGGGAAGUAUCAGGGUAUUCUUGGAGCAUUUGUAGGCUUAGGGAAUGCCAUUGGUCCCUUUAUUGCUGCGGGAUUCAUUGAGCAUUCUUCGUGGCGGAAGUUUUACUUCACUCUUUUUCCGAUCAUCCUCUGUGCAACCAUCUCUGUCUUCAAAAUCGUACCAUACACAAAGCCAGAUAAUACAAUUCAGGAGAAGCUCAAGAACAUCGACUACUUUGGAUUUUUAUCAAGUUCUAUUGCAAUUAUUUUUCUUUUGAUCCCUAUCAGUGGAGGUGGGUCUACUUUUGAAUGGAAUAGUGCCUUUACAAUUGCAAUGCUCACUAUUGGGGGGACGUUUGUGUUUGUCUUUUUGUUCGUUGAAUACAGAGUGGCAAAGCUACCGAUGGUUCCCUUGCGGCUUUUUUCUGCAAACCUCUCAUUGACUGUGUUGCUUUCACAGAAUUUCUUUUUUGGAAUGUGCUACUUCAGCGCAAUUUACUACUACCCUUACUACUUUGAAGUUGUGAAGAACUACUCCGUUUUGCACACAUCAUGCUUUUUCUUGGCAAUGGUUGUCCCUCAAUGUCUCUCUUCUGUAGGCUCUGGGCAACUCAUCUCAAGGACAAAACACUACUGGCAUGUGACAUGGUUUGGCUAUUGCAUGUGGAUGCUAGCGCUAGGACUUUUGAAUCUUUGGUCGAGCACAAACAAUUACGGGUUGAACAUCAUUACGAUGAUCCUCAAUGGUUUGGGAGUGGGUUGCAUAUUCCAGCCGACCCUGGUUGCCGCACAGGCUCAUUCGUAUAAGAAGGACAGAGCAACGGUGAUAUCUACCAGAAACCUUCUACGUUCUUUAGGGGGUGCCAUCAGUCUUGCAAUAUCCUCGACCAUCAUUGCCAACACCAUCUCUAGCCAACUGUCAAUAUCGGGCAACAAAUACUUUAGCAACGAGGAGAUUGUGCAGUUGAAGAAGCUUGUGUAUUCCAAGAUCAACUUGACCUUGUACACCGCGGAGCAGGCUGAAUAUCUACGCGCGUUGUACAUGAAAAGCAUUAAGACUAUUUUCUAUGUGUGGAUGGGCUGUAUGGGGUACUGUCUUGUUUCAAACUUGACCAUUAAAGACCAAGGACUUAAACCAGUUGACGACCGUGAUGAUUGAUGACGCUAUAGAAAGUGCUUCGGCCCGAUCUGAACUGAUCCGAUCCAAUUCCCUUCGGCUUGAAUUGCUUAGUAUCCGUUUAUUUUCUGAAACGCACAGUAUAUAUUUAUAGAACAACUAAUAGAAACAACGUGGUGAUUCUGCUCUAAAUCACGUCGUCAAGGAUGUCAUUGCUCAAGCCCUGUUCUCCCUGCAUGUUUGCAGGAGGGUGGAUGGAGGGCAGGAACUCCAAUACAACGUAAAAGACGCCGAUUAACAAAAGGACCAACGCAAUAAUAUAUCUGAUGAAAGAGCCAUGCAUGUUCAGCACUGCAAUCAACAUGUAGAUGGCGCCUCUCCCAAGGAAGGAGAAGAACGAAGAAGCAUAGGUGAAAAGCUUUGGCGGGAUACGGAAUUCUAAGUAACCGAUGAGGAUCCCGAUUCCAAUGACGAAAAUCCCCUGGAAGAAGUAGUCAAAUCUGGAGAAAAGCUCGGUCAAUCCGCA
Pichia membranifaciens NRRL Y-2026 is the source of this 2280-nucleotide messenger RNA. RefSeq lists its product as hypothetical. The transcript has a single exon. Gene Ontology annotation, biological process: transmembrane transport. Bases 111 to 1796 code for a protein of 561 amino acids. NCBI's taxonomy places the organism in Eukaryota, Fungi, Ascomycota, Pichiomycetes, Pichiales, Pichiaceae. Gene Ontology annotation, molecular function: transmembrane transporter activity. The record is from RefSeq and is a predicted model, not a curated record.